Molecule: messenger RNA, 10232 nt
Organism: Pseudomassariella vexata
Lineage: Eukaryota; Fungi; Ascomycota; Sordariomycetes; Amphisphaeriales; Pseudomassariaceae
Exons: 3
Coding region: 266-9970 (3234 amino acids)
Biological process (GO): fermentation
Cellular component (GO): membrane
Source: RefSeq, a predicted model, not a curated record
CUCGAGCUGUCCGUAGAGGUCGUCUUUGAAGUCUGCGCAUCUUAUCCCCUAGGUUCGCUCAUUGGCAUGAGCAGAUAAUAGACAACUGCUUGUGCAACCAACUCCUGGGACCUAGCAGCUAUUGGAUCCCGACAACCUUAUGCAAAGCUACCACCAGUCCUCUGACUAGCUAUGGACUUCAGCUCGAUGCGCCCCAUAGCCACCGUCGUGGAACCGUAAUCGCAAGGAGUUGGGAGAGCUCUAGAGAAAGCUACCGUGGGCUGUCAUGGCUAACAACCCGGAUGCGCCGUGGUCCAGCUUCAACCCUGUUUUUUUGGGGUUACUGAUUGUCUGUGGUGUGCUCUCCAUCUUCUUCCUACUGUACUUUAACAGAGUAUUCGCGUCUGUGAUUUCGUACAUCAUCCGAACCUACACCUGGCAUCGAUAUCGAAUCUACAUAGACAUUCAGGCGUUGCAAGUUUCGUUGCUUGGCGGACGAGUAUUUUUCAUCGGCUUUAGAUACCAUGGGAAUAAUGAGACGAUCCUGAUCCAGAAUGGCCAUAUCACCUGGUCAUACUGGCUAUGGCGAGUCAAAGAUGUCAAUAUUGUUGCCCCCAGAAAGGCUGCUGGAAAGAGCCCAGACGGCGACACCGAGAAUCCCUCUAAUGAAGGCGAUAAGUUGGCAAAGCUGCCAUGCCGUAUCAAUGUUGCCGUCUCGGGCUUAGAGUGGUUCGUGUAUAAUCGAAGUCCCGUAUACGAAUCCCUACUGGCUGGCAUGAUGGACCAGACGAAGGCCGACGACGAAAAUGCAGAAAAGCCCCGAGACAGUACUAGCCAGCCACGACAGCGGCUACAGAAGACAUCCCAGAAAGUUGAAGAACAGCUUAAAAAGCUGGACUCCAAGUUGUCAAGCAACGAGAAGGAUCCUGGUGACUCUGAUGGGCAGCGCUUUGCUUCUGAUACCCGUCGACGCUCGACAUCAGUAUCUGACGAUGGCCGCGGAACCAAGUCCUGCAAUGAUGAAGUUCCACUGAUGCUGCAACUUCUGCCACUUCAUUUUGAAUGUGAUAAGGCAGCUGUGGUUAUGGGCAAUGAAAACACGAAAGCCAUACUCAUCAUCAAAUCCAGAUCGUUGUCUGGAGAGAUUGAUGCCUCAUCAUGCGAAACUCCCGACUCUUAUAGACAGCUUUUCAAAAUCCGCUUCAACAACCCUGUCGUGGAGAUGAAAGAAAACGAGGACUACAAGGAGGACCAACCGACGCGGGCCAACAUGGACAAAAACAUAGCUGUGAAACGCGGCAAUCUUCCACAUCGGCCUUUUUUACAAAGGCAGCGCCGCAAGGCCUUGGGCCAGUUGCGAAACCUGGUGCCGUAUUGGAGAAGCUCUGUGGAAUCAUUCUCCGUGAACUCGAGAAAUGAGACUGUCACCGCUGAAACCCCAUUGCCUGGCGCUGCGCACUGGCAGGGCCUCACUCGCUACCUUAAGGACGACGAUACGGACGACAAGAUCCGGUGGUCUUCCAUUGAGUAUGCUGCUAUGCCGACGCUUGUGGAUAGUUCAGAAGCAAUAUUAACCAUUCUUUGGGACGUUCCCGGAAAGGUUACCCGCAGCCACCAUUCCCUGGUCGGGGAUUCUAAGCAGAGAAACAACAUCAAUGGCGCAGCCCCUCCUGCGUGGACCAUCAAUUUGCAAAUUAAAGGGGGUGUAAUCAACUACGGCCCCUGGGCAGAUAGACAUCGGGCUGAGUUGCAGAGAAUAUUCAAUCCAACAUUGAGCAAGGAUGCUACUCCAGCUGAAAAGCUUCCAGUUGGCGCUGACAGAGUCCCCACGGAGUUCAAGUUCUACCUGGAAAUCGACGAAGAAGUCACGUUAAGAAUACCUACCCGGGAAGACUCCAAGAAUUGGAGAUGGAAGAAAGAGGUGGCCGAGUUGAGACAGCACCGAAAACAGGAGCGACGCAGGGACAAAGCACGUACUCGAGAAGAGCUCGCGUCGAAUGCCGUCAAGCAGCGGCCGUACGGUUGGCUAGACAUCAAGGUUUCCCCCAACGCUACUAUCUCCUAUUCCAUGGAUAUGAUAGCCGGAGCCACAGGGUACACUAAUACUCUCACGGUUGAUUUGCCUUCAACUGAGGUUUCUACCAGCGUCAACCAUGGUCUUUUGUGGAAAUCUGGCGCCCAGCGUAUCUCAUGCGACAUGUCCAAUCCCCUGAAAUGGAACAGUCUCCGAAACUGGCUGUUUAAUAUUGAAGGCGACGAUCUUGAAUUAUUCAUUCUCAGAGAUCAUAUUUUUCUCCUAAUCGACCUCAUUGAUGACUGGGGCAGUGGUCCGCCGCAGGAUUACCUGCUGUUUGUUCCGUUCAAAUACUUCGUCAAUCUACAGUUUCGGAACCUGAAGUUGUACCUGAAUGUCAACGAUGUCAACAUCGUCAACAGUCCGACUAAUUUCGAAGAGAACACUUAUCUUGUCCUCUCCAGUCCAUGUCUGAAAGCGGACACAUGCAUCAAUCUCGACGUGUAUCGGCCUCCAAAGAAUGCAGUACCUUUUAAUGUACAAGCAGAUGCGCUGGCAUUGGCACUUCACACACCUCCCUGGAACACGCAAGCAACUUUCCUCGCCUCCAAAUUCAUUGGACAGUUUGAGAGUCUAAAACUUGAUGGCAACUAUCACUAUAACGCGACUACGUCGCCGGCUAAUACGGAUACGCUUGUACUCAAUGCGAGUGGUCUCUCGCUAAUGGCUCAUGUCCAUGGGUUUAUCGUUCGUUAUCUUUUGCAACUCAAAGACAACUAUUUUGGUGAUUACGUUCACUUCAAGACUCUUGAAGAAUAUCAAGAAUCGCUCCGUGUCAAGGAAAGUGAUCCAGAUGCCGCAACUGCCAACCGACCACCGACCAAGAAGUCCAACGACUUGGACGUAAUUCUGGGUAUCAGAGUCGACGACCCGAAAUUACUGUUACCAGCGAAUUUGUACUCCGCGAGGCGCCAUAUCACAAUUGAAGGGGCCUCGCUGUCCGUCGACCUCCGCUUCACAAACUACUACAUGGACCUCGAUAUGUCACUCAGUCCCCUCAGCUUGUCUUUGGGGAGCGAAGACGAUGGCGCUUCAAGUCCCAUGAGCGCUACAUCUAGCACGCAGAUGUACAUCGAUGGACUUGGAGUAUAUGGUCAUCGCUUAUUUGGCCUACCGCCCACUGAACCUACCUACAUGUGUAACUGGGACUUAUCUGUGGGCACGGUUACGGGAGAGUGCACGGCUGACUUCUUGAACGCUAUCAUCAACGGCGGCAAAGCAUUCGGGUUUUCACUCGAUGACGACGAGAACGCGCUGAUACCUUAUUCGUCUAUCGUCGUUUAUGAUGUCACAUUCCUGCGGCUGUCGAUACAGUCUAUUCAGUUAUGGUUGCAUGUAGAAGAAGCUGCAUUUCUGUUGUCCACCGGGGCUAUUGACGUCAACUACAACGAUUGGGCCAGAACACACUACUCAAAGCGUGCCAAUAUCAAGGUGCCGGAUUUGCAGAUCGCAUGCGUCAACUCGGAAUCUGCUGCACGACACCACAAGAUGAGACUUCAUAGCCAUGUGGAAACUGAUGCAAUUCUUCGAACCAGUAUCCACUUCGCGUUGAUCGGGAGAAAGUACGAUUUCUGCAAUGAGAGGAGAUUGCAACAGGAACUCGUACGCCACGAGGAUCAACGGACGCGCCGAACGGAUUUCCUGCUCCUGCCAGGCCUUCUCGACGACCACACGCCAAAUGCAGUGGAUGUGCCAGCCCAGAGUGUGCCAUCGGUCCCUCAGCCUAAGAGAUCCGCUUACGCUAGCGACGAGAGAAAGUCGAUGUCUUCAACCGGAUCUUCCCGACGUUCCCGAUCAUUAAGGCACAAAAACUCCUUCCUCUCAUUCUCCAGUGAAAGUAAUGGCAGUGUGUUGCGGCCAGGGUCUUUAAAGUCGUCAAAACGUCUCAGGAGUGGCGGCCGUCAAAUCUCGGACUCGAUACCACACGCAACCAAUGAGUUGAAACUUCCUCUGAAUCGAAGGGAUUACUCGGCCUCCACAGGUCGUCACUCGGCCUUUUACAGUGCUUAUGGUGACUACGUUGACAGGAGAGACCUUUCACAUAACACCGUCGCGUUUUCGAGCCAAUUCUUCCCGCCAUAUUUCCCCCUAGACAAUUUACGCCCUGAUACAAAGGAGGCAAUCAUGCAAAGCAUUGAAAUUCAAGACGAUGAGCUUCCUGAGUCAUCCCCAUUUGGAUUGGACGAUGUCGAUCCAGAUGGUUUGAGCCAAGAUUCAGCUUACCAGAGCUUCAUUGUCGAGCUUCCAGCUGGCGUGUCAGCUUUUCUGAACGCAACCUCACUGCGAUACAUUGCCGCGUUGAUGAACGCACUCCAACCGAGCGAGCCAGAUGAUAUCCUCGACUCACUACAGACGAGUGCCAUGUCGGAAAUUUUUGACAAGCAGAAGCAGCAGAAGAUUCGAGGGAGUAUCAAUGAUUUUGUUGUCCGGAUACCCCAAGCCAACGUACGCUUCCUCAACUGUUCUCAGCUUGAUUCGCCAGAACCAUUCCAAGAAGAGCAAGAUCAAUAUGACUUGUCGAUCACGAAGUUGGCCGUAAAUGCUCGAUCCGAGACCCUUGAUACAAGCAGUGAUGCCCACACUUCCCUUGAGCCUCGGCUAUCGUUCCACUUCCGGCUUGACUCAGCGGAAAUAUCUGCUGCAGAGCGAGCUGCGGGCUUAGAUGAGACUCAAGCCGCAGUCAAAGCUAGAAUAGAGAGGAUCAUGAUUUCCAUGGGAUCAAAAGAGCUUACCUACAUCGAUGCUGACGUGGGUGCUCUACGAGUGACCUCGUCUUCAAAUAAAGUCGAGUACCUCGCCUCUCUUAUUCACAGAACAAACAUGCUUGCGACUGAAAUGGGGGCGCUUUUCUCCUCUACGACUAGCAGAGGUGAUCAACGUGUUAAGCAUUUUACGUACCGAUUGAUGACUGAUGGCCACGGAGCUGGUGACCCCUCCUUUAUUGCCCGCCCAUCCGCGGUGCUAAGGGCUGCUACGGAGCACUUGAGGACUUAUGACUCAUGGAAGCUGAUGGCAAGGCUCCGUCAGAUGUGGAACACUCUAAGUGAGAAGGAGAAAGAGCACCUGAGACUUGAGUGCCUUGGUAGUCACGCCGGCUACCCCAUGGACGCCAGACAGCAGGUGACGAAUGCUUUUCAGCAUUGGCGAAGUUGGGAUUUGGAUAACAUUAUGGAUUCCAUAUUGAUGAAUAAUAUAUUCGGCAAGCUUUCCUCAGUUGGUCAACUUGCCAAUGGUCCAACGCCAUCGAUGGCUGUGGUUCGGAUACAAGAAACUGAGUUUGUCCUGGACCCUGGGCCCAAACAGAACCAGAUCUUUGCUAUGGACGUCACAGCCAGGUUGGAGACAAAGACGGCGCAGCCAACUGAAAGUGAGUCCCGCAGCGAUACGGAAGUUCCACUCACAGUUCUCAAUCUGUAUUGUGCCGAUGCUGGGUUUAACCUCAACUGGGAGUUGCUCGAGUUGGUCGAGGAUGUUCUACGCCUCUAUCAGCGGAUGGAACCUCGUGAGACUGAAGAGGUAGCCAAUCAACCACCAAGGACCUUGAAGCCUGAGCAACCGAGAAUGUUCCAUGUUGUCUUCGCUUUAGGCCGUGGGUCAAUAGCCCUUGAGACUGUGAACUUGAGGUCUGACACACAAAGCAAUGACUUGAAGAUGUCAGCCGUGGUGGUCCAAAGACGCCAGAGGCUGACAGGGAACAACGUUAUUUUGGUCUGCGAUUCGGUUACAACGAAGCUUAGGAGUCACCAGCAAGCCUUGGCAACCUUCCGCUUGCGUGGUGCGAGUGUUUUCGUCUCCCAUGAGCUGCAAUUGGAGAGCCAGACAUCGAAACAUACCAUCAAAUCCACAGCCAGCAGUGAAGAUCUCAGGCUGAUUGUCAAACAAGACCCGAUCGUGCUCGCAGAAGUCCUCGAUAUGUUGGUCAGAGACGAAGCUGCCCAGCUAUACUCCCUGCAAAAGCAAUUUCCCACAUCGCCCGAACCUGGCACCCAGAAGCAGAAGAUCACUGAGCGUUUGUCAACUUUUCGUGUCGAUCUGGCAAUGUUCCUCAACACCUAUACAAUAUCCCUGCCUCUGCUUCGAUCUCUCACAUACACCAUUUCUGGUGUGGUAGCUAGAGCUGCCAUGGCCGCUAAUUCGGGCACCGAGGUUAUUUUCGACUUCGAUAUCAAGGAGAACUCCCACGACAUCCAAAUAAAAGUGGGCAACGCCCCUCGGAGCAUAUCUCUGUUACAGAUACCACCCACGAAUGGACGCGUUACCAUGCAGAUGGGACAAGGGGAUCGAUCCAUAUCCGUUUUUGCUUCAGUGGAGCUAAUACAGCUUGACGCUUCUGCGGUCUACAGUCUAUUGGCUGCACUCAAUCGUCCGGAAAUGUCAAAUGCUAUUAAUGAUUUGCAACAUCAAGUCAAAGUUAUCCAGGAACACCUCCGUGAAACUUUCGAUGUUCAAGAUAGCCCCAAGACUAAAGUCCCACCGCAAGGAACCCCGAGACUUGUCUACAUUGUUCACACGACUCUUGCCGGCAUCGAGAUUUUUGGUCAUGCACCUACCAAGUCAGGAUCCGAGCGGCAAGCCCAUCUAUCAUUUUGCUUAGAUAGCAUCCAUCUAGAACUCGCAAACAGGCUUGACCAACAGGGGCCUGUGUUGGAGAACCCAGAGUUCCGCGUCAACCUCCGUCAAAUCAUGUUUGAUGUAAAGAAGGGCUCUGUAGAGGCCAUGAGGUCCUGUGGCAACCUCUCUUUUGGCGCUCUCAUCACGGGAACUACUCGCGAGGCCGACGAUGGCUCAGAGCAGAGGUUUUUUGAUUUCCAAAGUGACGGAUUCGAAAUCAACCUCUCUGCGGACACGAUAUCUACGUUCGUGGAUGUGCUCGGCUACAUGGGUGACAAGAUCAAGGAUCUCGACACGACUAAAGAAAUAGAGUAUCUGCAAAAGAGGCUCAGACAAAAUCGCCCGAGGAUCGCUAUUAACGAUGAGGAGGAGGCAGAAGAAGUUGAAAGUGACAUAUUCGACUCUUUCCUUGCCUCCAUUAUGUACUCCGUUGAGAUUCGCGAUAUUCAGGUUAGUUGGCUGGUCGCUCCCGGAGCAGCACGCGCAGCCAGUCAAGAAGAUCUAGUCCUCUCUUUACAGAGGAUAGAAUUUGCGACAAGGCAGAAAAAUACGGCCAAGCUCACCAUUGAAAAUUUCCAAUUGCAAAUGGUGCCUCUGGAGCAGGACAAGGCGCUGCGAUCAGCCAACUCGGCACUGCUACCAGAAGUUAUAUUCAAUAUUGCUUUCGUAUCAACUCAGGAUACUCGCCGGCUUGCUUUCCAAGCUGUUGGCAAGUCCCUUGACCUCCGGCUUACCUCGGGUUUCAUCGUUCCUGCAUCCAAUCUGGCCGAUUCAAUUGGAUUGUCCGUGAAGAAUAUGCAGCAAGCUUCGGAGAAGUGGACGCCUAUCAUAGCAAAGGAGAAGUCAACUGAGAAACAAGUUGACACUCGUCAAAGAUCCCUGUUUGGCAGUAAGAGAGUAGAAUCUGUGCUGGUGGAUGCGGACUUCGCCGGCGCCGUUGUGCGUCUCUCCAGCCGGAGAGCAUCCACGGAGACCGAUGGCAUCCCUUCACCGCAUGCGAAUCGGCCUGCGCUGGCUGGAAAAUAUGGUCAAUUCAGUGCCGACGAUUCAGGAGCUAGCACGGUGCUCCGCAGUCCAGGUCUAGCUUGGAAAAUCGAAUACAGAGACGAUGGCAAAGAAGACCCGGCCAUCUACGGUGAGAUCAAGGUCGAUGCUUCGGAAAACACCAUCUGUCCCACGGUCGUUCCCCUAAUAAUGGACAUCUCUUCAAGUAUUAAAGAAGUAGUGAGCAAUGAUGGGAAGCAGUCAGCUACGAGAUCGGUCACACCUAUGAACAAGAGCAGUGAAUCUUCGAAGAGCAAGGCAAAGUCUGGAGAGGAAGAGAACAUUCUCACCACCGAUCCGAGUGCCGUCUUGGGCCGUACAAAAUUGAACAUUGGAUUGCGCAUCUGCAAACAAGAGUUCACUUUGAGUUGUCAGCCCAUUGCCCGGGUUGCUGCUUCAGCUUGCUUUGAGGAUAUUUACAUCACCGUCAACACGGUACACUCACUGGACCACGGCAACUUUUUCGCAAUCUCUGGCACCUUCAGCGGGCUCCAGGCAUCAAUACAACAUGUGUAUUCGCGGGAAUCCACGGGCAAAUUUGAAGUCGACUCAAUCGUACUGUCCCUGAUGAAUAGCAAACACGUUAGCGGUACCAGUGGUGUCUCUGCCAUUCUAAAAGUCAGUCCUAUGAAGGUUGACGUUAACGCCAAGCAGCUGCAAGAUUUCCUACUGUUCCGCGAGAUCUGGGUUCCACAUGAAAUACGACAGGGCUCGGCUGCACCAGUAUCAAAAGCGCCGGCAGAGCUUACUGCUCAAGGUCAUCUUGUCCAGCGAUAUCAACAGGUGGCAGCCACAGCCGCUUUCCCCUGGACGGCUACCAUCUCGAUCAGUUCUCUGGACGUCACCGUGGAUCUUGGGCAAUCACUUGGCAAAUCCGUUUUUGCGAUUACCGACUUUUGGGUCUCUUCAAAGAAAACGUCUGACUGGGAACAAAACUUGUGCCUCGGUUUCCAGAAGAUUGGCAUUCACUGCACUGGUCGUCUGGGUGGAUUUGUCGAGUUGCAGAAUUUCAAAUUACGUACAUCAAUCGAAUGGCCAGAACGACAGGCUGCCUUAAACGAGACGCCGCGAAUCCAGGCUUCCAUAGGAUUCAGCCAGUUCCGACUCAAGGCUGCGUUUGAUUACCAAGCGUUUUUGGUGGCAGACAUCACUUCCAUGGAUUUCAUCAUGUACAACGUCCGUCGUCGCAGAGAAGGCACUGGUGACAGACUGGUCGCGAGCUUCGACGGAGAUGCCGUCCAAGUCUUCGGCACCACCACCUCGGCAUCGCAGGUCGUGUCUCUCUGGCAAGCAGUCCAAAGACUCAUACAAGAGCGCAAAUCCAGUUACGAAUCUUCACUUCGCGACAUUGAGAAGUUCAUGAAGCGAAAGUCGGUUACCACCCAGGCGCCACUCCUCAUGCCAGUCAGGCCUGACGACUCAGUUGGGGUAAUCAAGUCACCUAUUUCCCUCGACACUGACGUCGUGGUCACUCUGAAAGCCCUGAACCUUGGUGUGUUUCCGAGCACGUUCUCUGACCAUCAGGUCUUCAAGCUCGAGGCGCUCAACGCGCAAGCCCGCUUUGCAGCGUCAAUGGAGCAGGGCCGUAUCCACAGCAUCCUCGGACUGACACUUGGUCAAUUGCGCAUAGGUCUCGCGAGCGUAAGGCACGUCGAAGCGCCCAAGCACGUGGCCGAGAUUUCGGUCGAAGACGUAAUCGCCUCUGCGACAGGCUCGCGCGGCGGCACAAUUCUGAAGGUGCCCAAAGUCGAGGCUAUAAUGCAGACGUGGCAGGCGCCCGAGUCGCGUAGCAUCGACUAUAUUUUCAAGAGCGCCUUCGAGGGCAAGGUCGAGGUCGGGUGGAACUACUCGCGCAUCAGCUACAUCCGCGGCAUGUGGGCUAAUCACAGCAAGAUGCUCGCCUCCACCUGGGGCCGCGAGUUACCUGGCAUGACCGCCAUCAAAGUCACGGGUGUGCCGGAGCCAUCGACGUCGGCAGACAUAGAUAACGAGACGGACAAGAAUAAGGAUAAGGAGCAGCAAACCAAGAUCACGGCCGAGGUCAACGUACCGCAGUCAAAGUACGAAUACGUGGCGCUGGAGCCUCCGAUCAUCGAGACGCCCCAGCUCAGGGACAUGGGUGAGGCGACCCCGCCGCUGGAGUGGAUCGGCUUGCACAGGGACAGGCUGCCGAAUCUGACGCAUCAGAUAGUGAUUGUGAGUCUGUUAGAGUUGGCUGGCGAGGUCGAAGACGCGUAUGCUAGCAUCCUAGGAUCUUCGUGACGGCUCGGUGGGCGGUGUCAAUAAGGGGGCGUGGUGUAGUCAAGAAUGGGGCAAAAGGGGUGACUAAGUCAGAUGAGUCACUCGGUAAUUGAUGAGCAUAGCGAGGCGUUCCUUAUUGGCCACCACUUGUGUAGGCGAGGGCAGUCACAGUUGUAUUUUGACAUUGCAGGGCUAUCCAAAUGCAUGCCCAGGUAAUGAAGUUUUCGUCGCACAUGUACAAGAUAUCCGUGGACAAUGAUGACUGGUAAUAUUUCCGAAAGAU